AUGUCCAACACCGUAACAACCACCGUCUCCACCGGCGAGGCCGUGCGCCUCCCCCCGCCGACGAACAAGACCUCCUUAGAGCCAGCGCCCGUCUACGACGUCUCCAAGCUGUCCGAUGACCGCACGCAGACACUCCGCCGAUUACUCGAGCAAGGCCACGCGGCUGUAGCGCCGCUGCGCAAUCCGCAGCUCAUCCUGCACAGCCACCUGCCACAUCUUCUGGGCUCAGCGUACGCGCUGGGCGCCGAUGCCGAGCAGCUGACCAGGACGUACAAGCACGACAUCGAGACCUUGGUCAAGAUCGACGAGAGUUUCAUACGCGGCGACAAGGUCACCAGGGAGAACUGGAGGGAGUUCCUGGGGAAUAAGGAGUAUACGGUGGCGUACGUCGACUUUUUCGACGAUGAGGUGCGCAGAAACGGUGGGGAUUGGGAGAAGGUCGUCCACGAGUACCUCUACUCCGGAGCCGAGCCGCUCAUCAAUGGCUUUUGUGGCGGUCUCGGCCAUCCGUUCAUUCACCUCGCCUAUGGCUACGAGUUCCGCAUCCCCGAGGUCGUCACGCAGGCCUUGAGUCUCGGAUGCACCGAGUACGUCGUGUGCCACGGCCUGCUCGACAAUCCGCCUCCGAUCCCAUCGCCAUACAAGACCCGCAGCCUCGCCGAGGUCAUCCGGCGCGUGCAGAAGGACCCGCGCUUCGACGGCAUCGUCGAAUUCCCUGGCACCGUCAACUUCGGCACCGUGCUGCAGCACCGCUUCGAGGCCUUCAUGGAGCAUUGGAACGCCUGGGAAGUCACCGAUCCCGUCCAGCAGUUCGAGCAGUGCUGCGACCUGUCGGUUGUCUUGGCCAUCAGCCCCACCGAGUACGGCCCGGGGAAGUACGACUUCUUCUACGCCCACAUCAUGACUGUGGCCCACGCGCUGCGCAUCCUGUUCCACGAGUUCCCCGCCGACAGGCGCGUCUCGAUCCUGCGACAGUACGCCUUCUUCACCAUCCUGAUCUACAUCCUCCAGAACAGACUCUCCUUUGGGAUCGAGCGCAUCGAGUCCGUCGUCGUCGACACGGGCAGCGGAGGCCCCGGAAACUGGGACGCAAUCACCCAGCGCGCGCUCAAACACCGCUGGGCGCUGGACGACCACUUCUUCAAGGUCGUGCGAGCCAUCAAGGCGUUUGCCGAGACUUACGGCGACAAGGACGGCUUCUAUCUCAAGGCCGCCACCAAAUACGUGACGGACUUCAACGGCUGGGAGGGGUUUGGCGAGGGCAUCAUGGGCUUUCUGCCCAGUCGGGAUGGCUAUAUUCCUGCGUAA
Fonsecaea multimorphosa CBS 102226 is the source of this 1308-nucleotide messenger RNA. RefSeq lists its product as uncharacterized. The record is from RefSeq and is a predicted model, not a curated record. Lineage: Eukaryota; Fungi; Ascomycota; Eurotiomycetes; Chaetothyriales; Herpotrichiellaceae. The transcript is spliced from 4 exons. Gene Ontology annotation, molecular function: oxidoreductase activity. The coding region runs from base 1 to 1308 and encodes 435 amino acids.